This is a messenger RNA of Nomascus leucogenys (northern white-cheeked gibbon), 2390 nucleotides long. RefSeq lists its product as uncharacterized. The transcript has a single exon. The coding region runs from base 371 to 877 and encodes 168 amino acids. Lineage: Eukaryota; Metazoa; Chordata; Mammalia; Primates; Hylobatidae. The record is from RefSeq and is a predicted model, not a curated record.
AGCUCGCCGACUUUGUGGACGACAAGGAGUAGCCGCCUAGGGGCUGCCGGCCCCUCUGCCUCCCCGCACCUCGCUCCCUUCCCUUCCCCGCACCCGGACUUCACAGUCGGUGGUUCUCAACCCCUGCCACCCACGCGCGUCCGCCGCCGGUGGCUCGGGCCCGAGCUGCACCCCCGCACCCCCAGGCCGGCGGCUGGAAGUCUCAGGAACUGCCCCAGGGCCGAAAGGGCGCCGCUGCGCGCGCCUGGCUGACAGCCACGGUGGUGGUGACGGUGCUGGGAGACCCCGCGUGCGCUUUCCCCUUGAGAUGUAAACCGGGAACGGGGAAAGGGGCAGAGGGGAGAAAGGACAUGGCCUUCCUCGCGAGUCCAUGGCCAGUGACUGUGGCCCGACUCGAAAACAACCCUCUUCUCAAAAGGGACCAUCACCGCCCCGAGCGUGCGCACACGGACCGGUCGGAGGCGAGAACUGGUCUUUACAGGGCACAGUUCAGCUCCUCUGUGGAUGCGUCCCCAGAUCGCAGGAUUUCCAAGAAAUCGAGCCUGUCCCUUGUGCACUUGGGAAUAAUUCCCCAAGACAGCACUUCGGGAUUCCGGGUUAUCCUGAGGCUGCCCGGGACUUUUCCAGCUCUCCAGCCCCAGGUCUCCUGACAUUGUGUUCCAGGCUGCGGGCUAAGCCAGACAGUGUUUGCCUCCCGUUCUUCCCACCGUGGGAAGCGAACGCCACCCCCACCCGCCUUUGCCUGCGAGUCUCCCUCGCUGGCCGAAGGGAAGCCGGCUCGGUCCCGGGAGGAAAAUGGCGCAGCGAAUUCGGUGAGGACAGCCGGCCCCGCCCCCGACAAGGAGCUCGCUCGUUCACCUGGUGUCUGGGAACUUGAAUGUAUAAAGGGCGCUUAUUGUUCUGAACCCUUGAUUGCUCCCUCCUCGGGCUGCAUUUCAAAAAUAGUCAUAUUUUUAAAGGAGUUGGAGGAGAGGGAGGGGGAGGACAUGGCACCAUUUCAGAAACCAGCAUUGUUAUAACACCAUAGCCAGUAUAUUUAGUUUGGCUUUUCCUAACAUAGAAAUCUUCAAAGGUGGGGAAGUGGAAAUAAAGUUUUAAAAAUGAGAGAGCAGUUUUCCAACUAUGUCAACAAAGCCUAUCGUGUUGAUGUUUUUAUUGACCAUUUUAGCAACAUGCUAAUAAAAUUUCAAAUUGAAAUUUUUAUUUUCAUGGCUUUAAUCCAUGAUAGUUUAAAUACUGGGGGCCAUUAAGAGUGGAUGUAGCUAAGAGCUUAGCUAACAUUGCCUUUUCACUCUAUUUUUCUCAAAUAUUAUAAGAAUUCUGUUUUUGAAUAUUGUAGUUAAUUUUUUGGCUUUCAACAGCAGCCCUAGUAAUGGUGGAGUCGUUCAUUAAUGUGUAUAUUGUACUGAAUUUCUGUCAGUUAAGGGGUUCACUGCUUUGGUGGAAAUUGGUGGAAAUUGCUAGCAGGUUCCAUGAUGUUAUUUUUUUCUCCAUGUUGCAUGUCAUUACCAUUUCACAUUUGCAUUUCUAUUUUUCUUCCUCUCCUCCUGAUCUCCUUAAAAAUGAAUCUAGAGUUGGUGGCUUUUUCCCCCUCCUCUUUAGCCAGUGCCACAGUUCAGUUCUUCCUGAAAACAGGGAUGAACUUGUAGCAUCAGGACAAAUGUGUGUUUUUCAAAAACUUAAGGCUGGGUGUAAAACCCCUUCUGUGGACAAGGAUUUGUAAACUUCUCUCCUCCCUCCAGCUGCGGCCCCAGCCCAACUGAUAGUUACUUGAUUCAGUGUGCUAGACACUUAUAGCAUCUAUGUCUCUUUCAAGGGAAUUUAUCAAAUAAUGCUGUUUAGCUAAUUGUUGCAAGCAAUUGCAUAUUAACAGCUGUGAUUUCGUUGGACAGCAAGUAUUAUGGCCAAAGCCAGUUUCUUGGCAUUUCAAAAAUAAUGCAAUAAAAACUAGUUGAGGUUAGCUGAGACUGGAAAUGCCUUUUUCAUGGUAAAUGAUUCACUUCUAUAUUUUUCUUUCUUUUUCUUUUUUUUUUCUUUGGUUUUCAUCCUGGAUUCAUCCCCUGAUCUUAAAUCAAAAGGUCAGAUCAAUGAACUAUGAACUAAAGUAUUUUUCUUAAGCCUAUUGAGUGAUUUAUUUUUUAAAAAAUGUUUAAAUGCAUAUGCUUUUCUUUCAGCACAAACAACAGCAAAAACUUUUGUAAUAACUAACUUACCUUUGCAUGUAUGAAGAACUGAAAGUCAUUUAUUUCCCUAACUUAUUCCUCUUUCAAGUAACAGGUGGCAGAUCAUAAAAUGAAUUCUUUAUUGUAUCUACACACUCCACAGUCUUUACUGUGUCCUACUACUGUAUCUUGGCUCCCUGCUGUAUUAAACACCAUCUUAAGCACUUG